CUCAAAGUGAGUGCAAAGGUUAAUUUUGGCACAUAAAUUCAAAGAGACGUCCCCAAACACUAUAAGAGUCUUCCCAAGCCCAGUAUAUCCUUCGUGUAUAUACUACCUGUUAAACGUAUCAGGAUGGCGACGAUAUCACCACCCCUAGCGACCAAUCAGACGACGGCUAGCCUCCCCCUGUCGGCCGUGUUCCAACGACUGAGACAACUGAAGGCAUGGCAACAACAACAGCAGGAGACUUUGCUGCAUCAGCAACAAGAGCAGCUACUCAAGUUACGCAAUGAACAGACCUACCAAAGAAAUCAAGUAUCCGACACUUCAGUGUGUAGCAACGAGAGGGGCCAGAGCAACUCACCCAUUCAGGGGCAGGAGAGCCUUGCUAUUGAGAGGUCUGAGUUGCCUGAGGAUACGAACAAGCCUUCAGAGAUGAGUGUAGACUACAGGGACGGUGGUGACCAUGGCGAUGGUGAUGUCACUAUCGAGUCAACUGGAGAGUGUGUGGAUGAAUCAGUAUCAACUAGUCCAACUCAACGCAGUCCAGUAGAUACAGGUGUUCACAUUGGAGGUACUGAUGAGGACAGACCUAUUAAGCCAGCACUUAGGGUUGGGGCUGCCACCUGCUUUGAUGAGUAUGUGGAGGCGCAGUUGAGAGUACAUCGAUCCCCCAACCACCACCCUCCCCACAAGUCCACUGCAUCACCUGCCCCUCAAUCCUUCCUCAGGAGAGGCCAGGGUAUCGCCAGAUUCAAUAUGAAAUCUAAGACAAAGAAAUCUUCCACAAACAUGACCAAAUCACUUCAUAAAAAGCAAGAACCUCCAACAACACUUCAUAUGCAGCAUCAAGACCUCACUAAAAUGGACUCUUUAUCGUCAACUACACGCCCUGGACCGUGUGGGUCGGAGAAUGGGCCACCAUACUCUGAGAGGGUGUGUGUGAGGAAGGUGGCUAGAGGAGGGGACCAGUACUGCAGUGUGGAGUCUCUCAGUCAACUACACGACCUGCCACGAGAGAGCACUCCUACAAUGAUCAGAUGCUCCAGUGAAGACUCGUUCAUCGUCAGAAAGACUGAGAGGUCAAAGUGGGAAGAGGAUGAGUUGCGGGAAUUUGAGCUACUGGAACAAGCAGCUGCUGAAUUAUCUCUCCUGUCUCAGACGUCACAGAGUCACACCUCCACACAUCACACACCGCCCACACCACAAGCACACAGUUCACAGCAAUGGCUACCAUCAAUGUCACACCAUCACGACCGCCAUACAUCCGUUUCACAAAUCGAAAACGACGAUACAGAUGAUGAAAUCGACACUUCCCUUCCAUUCACAUACCAUCCUAGAGAUGAGGAUGACCUUGCAAUCAAGAGUGAUAAUGAACUAGACAAUACUCUGAGGGCCUCACCUCCGCCCACCACCUCAUCACAUUAUCCGCCCACUACCUCCUCACAUUAUCUGCCCACCACCUCUUUACAUCCGCCCACCACCACCUCACUUGCAGCUGGCAUCGAUUUCAAUGAUGAGGAAUCUUGGGAUAGUUUUAACAAAUCAUCGCCGGAGAAAACAUCGUUGCGACCUUUAGACUUUCCCGAAGAGGGGGGACAAUAUUUGACCUCUGCUGGUGGAAGCACUGAAGAUUUAUUAGAGAGAGGUGAUUCCAGCUCUACAGUUGCUGGUAAUAUUGAACACAGAUUUGACGAUUUUGCUCAGCCAAGAGGGCCUAUAAUUAGUGGUUCUAUUGGGAAAACUACUGGCCCAACUAUAAUACACGCGUCAGCACCUCCUGAAAAUCGCUUCUACCCCCAGCCAUCGCCACGGAGACACGAUUAUCCUUGUUCUAUCGAUCCCUCGGACAAACCAAUACCGCCUCCGUCCGUUCUCAUAUCGAAACUAUUCCCAGCUCUUCGUAAAACAACUGUCAAACCUCCUCCGAUCAUACAAACACCAUCGCCAGUACAGAGUGUAGAUGGGGAUAGUGGUAAGGGGUCCUCAGUGACCUCUGUGACCUCUAUAAUGGGGGACGAGUUGCGACUGAAGCUGGCUCAGUUGGAGACAGAGAUUGAUAGGUACAGGUAUGAGAAUGGCCGCCUCGAGAGACUGAGGAGGGAGAAGGAAGAGGGACUGUCCCAGUUCAAGCAAGAGGUGGGGGAGUUCCAGCGACAGAAAGAUGAGGAUGUUCGACACUUCGAGGAAUACAAGAGAGAGGAAAUCAAGAAACUGAAGAGAGAGCGUAAGGUGUUGGAAACCCACCAGCAGGAGGCCAAGACAGCACGAGACAAGAGGGACAAGGAGGAGAUACAGCUACUCAAGAAACAACUCUCCAGUGCCAGGGAGGAGCUAGAGAAGAGGGAGUCACGGUGGAGCUCUACCCUGGCCCGCCAUCGCAAGAGAAUGGAGGGACUAGAGGCUCGGAACAAAGAGCUACAAGACGAUCUGAGAGUCAUGGAGCAGGAGAGACUGUCAUGGUGGCAGGAACAGAUGGAAGAGAAAGAAAACAACAGAAGAACUAAAGUCAAGAAUCAAAGUCCUAGGGCUAAGACUACACUGAGAGAAACCAACACUACCACAAACACUCAACAAGCACCUCCUAAAACCAACUUCUCUAAAUCUAAACUGAAAGUUCCUCCUCCUAAAAUAAAAACAAAUUCUCCUAUGAAACAGAUGACAUUUGCCACAAGAAACACUCUCAAAGAAAGUCCAACAAAGCCUCAGAUAUCUGACAAUAGUGAGUAUUCGCUCGGCUCUGGCAGUAAAGGACAAAAGAAUGAAGUAGAGGAGUCAUGUGAUUCGUCAGAGCUGGAGAUUGUGGAUGUGAUUAGCAGUGAUUAUGACAGGGGCAGGAGUGAUAGUCCUCGUUACAGUGGCUACCAGUCAGACAGUGAGUUGUCAAUGAUGGCCGACGAUAUUGUGAGUGAUGUGAUGAGUGUGGAGGGGGUGGUCCACACACAGAGACAGAGACACUGGUCCUCACCAAUCCUUGCUGCAACACCCACUCAUAAUAUUAUCAAAACUGCUAAAGCUGUCACCAUCUCACCUCAACAAUCUAUGCCUGAUGAUGUCACUAGAAUGAGCUCACCUGCUGCCAAUGAUGGAGUAAUGACCGAGACCACUCAGGCAGACGGGUCAAAGGUCAUUCAGUUCAGCAACGGCACACGGAAGGUCCUGAGCUCUGAUAGUAAAUCUCUGUCCGUCUAUUUCUUCAAUGGAGACAUCAAACACGUGAAGUCUGACCAAACAAUAGUAUAUUACUAUGCCGACACUCGGACCACUCACACCACUCACACUGAUGGCCUGCAAGUACUGGACUUCCCAAACCAUCAGACUGAGAAACACUACCCUGAUGGCAUCAAAGAGAUCACUUUCCCAGACAAGACGGUCAAGAUCAUCCACCCCUCAGGAGAGGAGGAAAGCCUCUUCACCGACGGCAACACUCAGCGGCUCUAUCCAAACGGGGACCUUGUGAUACAGUUCGCUAAUGGACAGAGAGAGCUACACACUAAGGAAUAUAAGAGGAGAGAGUACCCUGAUGGUACCAUAAAGACAGUGUACCCCAACGGGAAACAGGAGACAAGAUACUCAUCGGGCAGAGUGAGGAUUAAGGACAAGACUGGGAGAGUGGUCGUGGAGAAGUUGGAACUCAACACUUGAACAUUUGAUUAAUAAUUAUAGGCAGCUGUUGUAGCACUUUUACUUAAGAAGAUUUAUUUGUGUUUUACAUUUCCAUGGAGAAAUAUUUCAUCAUUAUCUUG
Molecule: messenger RNA, 3737 nt
Organism: Halichondria panicea
Lineage: Eukaryota; Metazoa; Porifera; Demospongiae; Suberitida; Halichondriidae
Product: centromere protein J-like
Exons: 18
Coding region: 124-3636 (1170 amino acids)
Biological process (GO): centriole elongation; cilium assembly
Cellular component (GO): centrosome; centriole
Molecular function (GO): tubulin binding
Source: RefSeq, a predicted model, not a curated record